Molecule: messenger RNA, 948 nt
Organism: Cinclus cinclus
Lineage: Eukaryota; Metazoa; Chordata; Aves; Passeriformes; Cinclidae
Product: cytosolic 5'-nucleotidase 1A-like
Exons: 6
Coding region: 1-948 (315 amino acids)
Biological process (GO): adenosine metabolic process; nucleotide metabolic process
Cellular component (GO): cytoplasm; cytosol
Molecular function (GO): magnesium ion binding; nucleotide binding; 5'-nucleotidase activity
Source: RefSeq, a predicted model, not a curated record
AUGGCAGAGCCAGAAAGCACAGUCAUAAACACCAAUGUAAAACAGAAAGACCCCAGCACGGCACUGGUCAUUGCUGUGACCACCAGAGCCAUCUUCAACUUGGAGGAGGAGCACAAGCUCUAUCUGGAGAAGGGCAAGGAGGAAUACACAAGGCAUCAGCAGGCCAACCAGGACAAGCCCCUGCCACCAGGCACGGCCUUUGCCUUCAUCCAGGCAGUGCAGUAUGUUAACAAGAAGAUCCUGGAGAGCAACCCAGCAGAGAGGGACCUCUUUGACAUCCUGGUGCUCUCCAACAACAGCCCGGAGUGCGGCGUGCGCAUCAUCAACAGCGCCAAGCACUACGGCCUGGAGAUCUCCAAGUUCUGCUUUGUCAGUGACAAGGACUCCACACAGUACCUGAAGUCCCACGGUGUCAAGCUGUUCCUCUCAGCUGACAGGACAGAUGUCUGCAAUGCCCUCCAAAGAGGGGUCUCAGCAGCGCUCGUCUUCCAGCAAGAGGUGCAGGCCCCCAGCACUCCACUCCGCGUGGUGUUUGACGGGGAUGCCGUGCUCUUCUCUGACGAGACAGACCAGAUCUUCCAGGAGCAGGGCCUGGAGGGGGCAGUGCAGUACGAGCGAGCAAUGGAGGCCAUCCCCAUAGGAGAGGGUCCCCUGAAGGCUUUUGCUAUGCACCUUGGGAAGAUACGUAAGAAGUUUGGCCAGGAAAAGUCCCCCAUCCGCACCUACCUGGUGACAGCCCGCAGCGGCCGGGACAUGGGCAUCCGAGCCAUCAAGACACUGCGGGAAUGGGGUCUGCCCAUCGACGAGGCUUUCUUCAUGGAUGGGGCUCCCAAGGGCCCCAUCCUUGCCCAGAUCCAGCCUCACAUUUUCUUUGAUGAUGGGCUUCAUAAUAUCCAAGGGGCUCAAAAUGUGGGGGUACCCUCUGCCUGGGUCCCCUCCUGCUGCUGA